Xenia sp. Carnegie-2017 is the source of this 3147-nucleotide messenger RNA. RefSeq names its product lysosomal alpha-glucosidase-like. Gene Ontology annotation, biological process: carbohydrate metabolic process. Lineage: Eukaryota; Metazoa; Cnidaria; Anthozoa; Malacalcyonacea; Xeniidae. Gene Ontology annotation, molecular function: alpha-1,4-glucosidase activity; carbohydrate binding. The record is from RefSeq and is a predicted model, not a curated record.
UUUUAAAGAAAUGAAACAAUGAGCUUGAGCAGUGUAUUCGGUUAAUUACAGAGUGUCAAGUGCAUAUUAGUUCCACUAUCAUCCCCGGGGAUUUGGCUAUAAAUAAUGAACAAUAUCCUGUUUAUAGUCAUAUGACGAUAUUAUGAUGACGAUAUUAUGAUAAGACUUGAUGUAUUACAUGAUCGAAAGGUCAAGAUAAUUCGAGAAAGAAAGAGAUUUAGAAAAUGUAAUUACGCUCACGGUUUAUCCACACCAUAAUGAAAUUAUUUGCGAUUAUCACAUGUGUUAGCUUCUUCUUUGAUAAAUCUUUAAGUUCAGCAGACUGUAGAGACGACAUCGACUCGAAGCGUUUCGACUGUUACCCAGAAAAUGGCGCCUCUCAAGAGGAAUGCGAAAUUCGCGGCUGUUGUUGGAAAGUUGCUACAAACAAAAGACAUGAAGUCACUGUUCCGCUUAAUGUUCCAUACUGUUUUUAUCCAAAGAACUUUGGAUACAGGAUAGUGAAUGAACAAGAAACGGCAACAGGAAUAUUGCUUGAUCUUCAAAUGCAACAACCAGGACCAUAUGGUGUUGAUGUCGAGAAUCUUAGAGUUAAUGUUGAUUUUGAAACGGAAUACCGUGUGCGUGUAAAGAUUUACGAUCCCAACGAAAAGCGUUACGAAGUUCCCAUUGAAACCCCAAAGGUGGCAAAGAAAAGUUCAAAGCAAAAUUAUUUGAUCAGUUUCACCAAAUAUCCAUUUGGUUUUUCUGUCACUAGAAAAUCAACUGGACGUGUUUUAUUCAAUUCUACAGCAGGAGGGAUGAUUUUUGAAGACCAGUUCCUACAAAUUUCUAGUUUCCUACCAUCAACGAAUAUUUACGGUUUGGGGGAGCAUGUCGACAGUUUUAGACUAAAUGUAACUUGGCAGAAAUUGGUAAUGUUUGCUCGUGAUGGUGGUACUCCAUUUGGAGGAAUCAAUCUUUAUGGAACUCAUCCAUUCUAUGUGAAUAUAGAACCAGAUGGAAAUGCUAAUGGCGUAUUUUUACUUAACAGCAAUGCAAUGGAAGUUAUCUUGCAGCCAACACCUGCCAUUACAUAUCGUACAAUAGGUGGUAUUUUGGACUUUUACAUAUUUCUUGGUCCGGAACCUGAUUUAGUUGUUCAGCAAUACACGGAAGUCAUAGGUCGACCAUUUAUGCCACCGUACUGGUCCCUAGGUUUUCAUCUCUGUCGAUGGGGUUAUAUGACGUCAAAUAGAACUCAGGCCAUUGUAAAUAAGAUGCGUCAAUAUGGAAUUCCUCAAGAUGUGCAGUGGAAUGACAUUGACUACAUGGAUAGUCACUUUGAUUUUACUGUUGAUUCAAAAUACGGAGGUCUUCCAGAACUUGUCGACGAUCUUCACAAACACAAUCAGCAUUAUAUUCCUAUCACAGACCCUGGAAUUCCAAAUUCAGAUCCAAAUUAUGCUCCAUAUGUAGAUGGUCUUAAAAUCGGGCUUUUGUUGAAGCCCGACAAAGAUGAACCUUUAGUGGGCAAGGUAUGGCCUGGCAAUACUGUCUUCCCUGAUUUCUUUAACCCUGACACAAUAGGGUAUUGGCAAGAUCAAUUACAAAAAUUUCAUCGUAAGGUUAGUUUUGAUGGUCUUUGGAUUGAUAUGAACGAACCGUCAAACUUUGUGGACGGUUCUACAACUGGUUGUGAAGAUUCAAAAUAUGAAAGUCCACCUUACGUACCUGGAAUCAUGGGAGGUUUUCUGACUUCUAAGACAAUAUGUAUGGGAGCUAGACAUUCUAAUGGUAUUCAUUAUAAUCUUCACAGUUUAUAUGGACAUUCUGAGCUAAUUGCCACCUCUAGAGCUAUUCAAAAUAUCUUGAGGAAAAGAACUUUGGUGAUCUCACGAUCUACUUACCCCAGCAGUGGAAAAUAUGGAGGUCAUUGGUUGGGAGAUAAUAAAAGUCUGUGGCCUGAUAUGGGUUAUUCUAUAUCUGGCAUUCUAGACUUCAAUUUGUUUGGAAUUCCAAUGGUUGGAGCAGAUAUAUGUGGAUUCAACGGAAAUACUCAGGUAGAGUUGUGUAAACGAUGGUUAGAACUUGGCGCGUUUUAUCCUUUUUCAAGGAAUCACAACACGAAAGGAACGAUUGCUCAAGAUCCGGUUUCACUUGGUGAUGAUGUUGCAGCAAUAGCUCGAAAGACAUUUUUAAUUCGAUAUAGUCUCUUACCAUAUCUUUAUACACUGUUUUAUAAAGCUCACGUUUUUGGAAGUACUGUUGCCCGUUCUCUUGUAUUUGAAUUUCCGAAAGAUCCAAAUACUUAUUCUAUUCAAGCUCAAUUUCUCUGGGGAUCAGCAUUAUUGAUCUCUCCUGUCCUCACUGAAGGUUCUACGCAAGUGGAAGCAUACUUCCCUGCAGAUGUGUGGUAUGAUUUCUAUACUGGGGAGACAGUAUCUAAAACAGGACAGUAUAUCACUUUAGAUGCUCCUAUUGAUAAGAUCAAUUUACACAUAAGAGGUGGCUUUAUACUUCCUAUGCAGGAACCAUCAACGACAACAGCAGAAAGCCGUCGAAAUAAUUUUUAUAUCAUUGUCGCUUUAAGUUCGAGUGGAUCUGCAAUUGGUGAUUUAUAUCUUGAUGAUGGUGAAAGUCUCGAUCCAAAGGAAACUUUAAUGGUACAAUUCUCCGUGCAGUCACAUGUUCUGACGUCAUCUCCAUCUUUUGCUGGCUACACUCCUUCAGCUAAAGUGGCCAAUAUAACAGUUCUUGGUGUUAAUUCUUCAUAUAUAAGUCAAGUGUUGGUAAAUGGCGAUCGUACUCCUUUUCAAUUUGAUAACUCGUCUAAAAUUCUUCGUAUUUCAUCACUGAAUCUAAGUUUUGUUCAAAAGUUUUCGAUCUCUUGGUCUUAGAAGUUAAUGAUGAAAAUUAUUCUUAUUAUUUGUCUAUGAUAACAUAGGUUUUAUAAUGGAAAAGUAUUGAUUUAUGUAUUUGUAAAGGUUGCUUGAUCUGUCGGCAUGACUAUUUUUACAUUUAUAUUUAAUAUUUGCAGUGAACCUAUGAGUUAAGUUCAAAAAUUUCUUCAUUCAAAUUGUUUUAUUCUGCUUGUGUAAAAACUGACCAGGUUUAUAAGGUUUCGUUUCGUUAAAAUGAAAUAUCAAUAUCACUACGUUUGAUCCA